Messenger RNA from Engraulis encrasicolus (European anchovy), 285 nucleotides. Its product is annotated as retinal rod rhodopsin-sensitive cGMP 3',5'-cyclic phosphodiesterase subunit gamma. NCBI's taxonomy places the organism in Eukaryota, Metazoa, Chordata, Actinopteri, Clupeiformes, Engraulidae. Gene Ontology annotation, biological process: visual perception; positive regulation of G protein-coupled receptor signaling pathway; positive regulation of epidermal growth factor receptor signaling pathway. The transcript is spliced from 3 exons. Gene Ontology annotation, cellular component: photoreceptor outer segment membrane. Gene Ontology annotation, molecular function: cGMP binding; 3',5'-cyclic-nucleotide phosphodiesterase activity. The record is from RefSeq and is a predicted model, not a curated record. The coding region runs from base 1 to 285 and encodes 94 amino acids.
AUGAGCAGCAGCACCACCAGCCUGAGCAGGAGCAGUGUGGAGGGGGCCCCGGGCACCCCCACACGAGUGAUGGGGGGCCCCGUGACUCCCAGGAGAGGCCCCCACGUAUUCAAACAGAGGAUGUGCAGGCACUUCAAGAGCAAGCCCCCUACCAAGGGAGUGAAGGGAUUUGGUGAUGAGAUCCCAGGGAUGGAGGGACUAGGCAGUGACUUUACGCUGGUGUGUCCUUGGGAGGCUUUCAACCAUCUGGAGCUCCACGAGCUGGCCCAGUACGGCAUCAUCUGA